AUUCUCAGUGAACCUCUGCGGCUCUGAGGGCCACUGCAGAAUCUACAUUUAAAACCACCCAGCCACUGGGGGUGGGGGGAGCGCCGAUUUGUGUCAAAUGACGUGACUUUCUAACGUGGUGGCGGUCUGGGUGUGUUUGUUAUCACACUGUGCUGCUACAGCGCGGCUAGUUGCGGUUGCACUGGGGAUAGAGAGACACAUAUUUCAACGCCGACAGGGUGAGUAACAUUUCUAGUGAAUUGGACGUAUGAACAAUUACUCCAGUUAUAAUGUAUAGCCUACUUUAACUGCAGCUUUAUUGAUUUGAAAUAUCUCGGGGCCGGUGUGACGUGUGCGCGGGGGCGGGCCAAGGGUUAUUUCAGGCAAUCGAUUUUCGAUGACGCGUUAUGGGACUGCAUGGACUGGACGAGCCUAGUGUGACCCUAGCUAAUCAGUCAGUUAAUCCCUUUGCAUAUUAUCUAUUAUUCGUUUUAUAAUCCAUUCUAAUAUUUCUAACACAUCGUUCAAAAUAGUCCAUACGCAAGUAGCCAUCUAGCCAAACCCUAUAAAUAUAAGCAUAACUUAAAGUUUAUACCAAUACCUGAUUAAAUCUUACUGCUACCCAUAUCUGAUUAAAAUCUAAAUGCUACACAUAUCUGAAUAGAGUCACACUAGGCUAGAGAUGAGAGAAUCGCGUCCAGUCCAUGCAACACAAGGCUAGAGAUGAGAGAAUCGCGCCCAGUCCAUGCAACACUAGGCUAGAGAUGAGAGAAUCGCGUCCAGUCCAUGCAGAGUUGUGCUGGGAGUUAAUCUCCUCCAAUUAUAAAAAUGGUUUUGCCUCUCAUUUAUGUACGGUGUCCAUCGGUUGAUACCCAUAAGUAUGUUUGAAUCAUGAAGCCACAUACAAAGUUUUGCAAUAAUAUCCCUCCAUUUAGAGCAUAUUAUAUCCAUUCAUUCCAUCCAUUCAGUAGACCAUGAAUGGUUAAAUACACAAAUAGUCCUUCUACUUCCAAGUAUGGCUGACUUUCCACACAAUAAAUAUUCAACAUUUCUGUCUAAACAAACAUGUCACCAACAUAAUAUGGUUUAAAAAGCAUAACUAAUCUAUAUGCACAACUAAUUUUAGUGAAUAGAUUUUUCUACCAAGCAUAUAUCACAGUCAUAACAAUUCAUUAACCCAUAUUAUUUUUCCUUCCAAUCAAUUCACUAUGUAUCCACCCAUACAUUCUUCCUCUCCUCACUCAGCCAUCUAUCCACCCAUCCAUAUUUCUUCCACUCACUCCACCAUCAAUCAGACAUCACACAGAUAUUCAUUGAUGAAAUUAUCUCUGUCAUUUAAUACACAGUUUCCUUUUAAAAUGAAAAAUUAAAUCACAUAAACUUGGGAAAAGCCCUCUGCAGACAUCAAAAUUAAGAUAAUAUGUGUAAAACUAUAGGUGAAACUGAGGGCAAAAGAAAUCUCAUUAAAAGGACAAAAAUAUCGCACACAUUUUGAAAUGCACUGACAACCUUGGGGGGGUGAUGUAAAGAUGAAUCUCUGGCUGUUUUGUCAAAAAUAUAAAGAAGCAAACAGCUUGUAUAUAAUAAUACAGUAUUAUUCUCAUUUCUUAAACGUCUCUCUCAUUAAGCCUAAAAAUUAUCUCCCCUUGUGUGAACCAAUGGGUUUAAUGUUUUGCUUUAUUUCCCUCAGUAAAACAAAAACAUUACAGAACUUGUAAGCAGUCUCACACACAAAGUUAUCAUACAUAUUUAAAAGAACUGUAUUUAUUUUUAUUUUUUAGAUGGACUUCAUUAAGCGUGGGCUGAGUAAAAUCACAAGGGUGAAAACCAUUCCGGAAGAUCUGCAUGAGACGGCCUUGAACAGAUGUCUUAACACGUUUGACAUCACGCUGCUGGGCAUUGGUCACAUGAUCGGCGCAGGCAUUUAUGUACUAUCUGGUAUGUUGAAAUUAUAUUAAUUUAUUCACCAGUUUUAAAAGUAAUCGUAAAUUAACAAAUAAUUUAAUUUUGUCAUGGUUAAAAGUUAUUGUUGGAAUAAUUGCCUUGGUAUAUUCUGGAGCUCAAGUCAAUACGGUGUAGGAUUGAGUAGGGUAGCUAGACUUUGUGAUGCAUGGGGAAGACUGCCUUUUCUACCCUCCUCAACCUGCGCCAUUGGUAGAAUACUCUGUUGUGAAGUAUAAAAACUUCAAAAUUGGGCACCAGGGACAGUAACUCCACCUGUUACUGUCAACUAUGAUGAUUCUAUUAUUUACCCAUUAACUAUGCCAUGUGUUAGGAGAUCAGAAUCAUUUUGAAUGUAACAAUAUCAGACCUGUUUACCCUCAAACUCUUAAAAUCGUACAAUAUCAUCACAAAAUCAAUCAAUACAUUAUCUUAAUAGUAAAAUAAACAUCAGGAUAUAUAAUGUAUACACCUCAAAAUCGUACAUUGUACGCCACAAUCGUACGAGUAACAGGUCUGCAAUAUCUGCUUGAUGCAGAAUCUUUUUUUAAAAAAUUUAAAAAACAAUUCAUCUUUGAUUCUGUUGUUAAAUGGUAAAAUUUUGGUGAUAAGAAUUUUGUACCACCUAAUGACACCAAUCAAUCUGUCAAGUACCAUAUGAAUUUUAACAAUGUAAUUUCUAAUUGUAUUUUCAUGUUUUAAUUUUAAGUCAUGUCAUAUUGCAAAACUAGUAUUAAAAAAAAACAAAAAACAUAGUAUUAUGCAUAUUCUGUUACAAACAAUUUCCAAUAACCAGGCACUGUGGUACAUGACAAAGCUGGACCUUCAGCUGUUCUCAGUUUCCUGUUUGCUGGCUUUGCUGCCCUGCUCAGUGCUAUGUGUUAUGCUGAAUUUGGUGCAAGAAUACCUAAAGGUUAGUUAAAAAGUGAUCACUGUCCAUGGAUUGUCAAAUUGUUUUGAAUUCCUUGAACUUUUAAAGGAAUGGAUCGCCUAUGAAAUAUUUGUGUGUUAAAAUAUAUAUUAAAAUUAAAGAUUUGAUAAUUUAAAUUUAUAAAUAUCCUUUUCCAGCAAAUUACUGAUUUCUUUGCCAUAUAUAGUUAGAUAAAAGAAUUGAGUGUGACAUAUUUUUAUGCCAUUAACACUAUUACAUGUAAUCAAUCAAUAUUAUAAUUCCCUAUGCAUGAAAGAAGGUACCAAACAAUUGUGAGUUUUAUAAAGUGCAAAAUAAAAUUCAUGAUAACUGAAAAAUACAGCAAGUGCGUUUGGUGCAUUUUUUACUUUUGUUUCAAAGAAAAGUCUCAAUUAAUAUAUGUUUAAAAAAUCAGCUGUGUUAAAGGGGGUGGGACAUUAGAUUAUUAAUAUAGUUCAGGGGUGUGGAAAAAAAGUGUGCUGGGGCAUAGGGGUUGGGGGGGGGGGGGUGUUAAGCACUAAUUGGGAUUUUUUUAAAGUGCCCUAUUUGAAUUCAUGUUUUAUCAGCUAACUUUAAUGCAUAGUAAGCUCAGGCAUUGACUCUGCCACUAUUUAGCAGCCUAUAUCUAGUUAUAACUAAUAAUUAUCAUUGUUUAUCACUGUGAAAAAAGACAAGUUGGAUUCUACUUGUACUAAAUUAAAAUUGUUCACUAAAUCAACUUUUAGAGGUUACUUUUUGUUUCAUAGCUGUAGAUGUAGUUAAGGUAUUUUCAUUCAAGAAGCCAAGAGGUUCAAACACUCUUUAAAAACCUACUACAUAGAUCUAAAGAUGAAGUAUUAUGAAGUUGAAAUUUAUUUAAUGCAAUGUUUAUAUUAUUUAACUUUGAGAAUCUUCCCACAGCUGGCUCAGCAUAUUCAUACACGUAUGUUACCAUUGGUGAACUAUGGGGAUUCCUGAUUGGGUGGAACAUUAUUCUAGAGCAUAUGAUUGGGGCAGCCUCUGUGGCAAGGGCAUGGAGUGGUGCCAUGGAUGCUAUCUUUAACAAUGCUAUUCGUAAUGGAACUAUUGAAGCCAUUGGUAGGUUUAAAAAUUUGUUUAAGACCAUUAAAAUUACAUAAAAUAUAUCUCUACUACAGUAAUUACUCAGGUUUGAGAUUUACUUAAACAAGGUAAAGAAUCAUUUUGGGGGCUUUAUAACGAUACAUGCUCUUUAACUCUUCAAGACCUGGGAUGAACAUAAGCAAAAAAAAAAAUGCAUGAGGACUAGUUAUUACUAUUAUGGUGCACACAUUUAAUAUUCUUUAUUUCAUUAUUUAAAAUAAAUUUUAUCCCUACCAUUACAUGCAAGAACUGCAAACACUGUGCUAGUCCCUCAAUUCUAUAAAUUUACACAGUUCCUUCAACACUAUCCUGGUCCCUAAAUUCUAUAAUUUUAUGCACUUCCUUCAACACUGCGCUAGUCCCUCAAUUCUAUAAAUUUAUGCAGUUCGUUCAAUACUGCGCUAGUCCCUCAAUUCUAUAAAUUUACACAGUUCCUUCAACACUGUGCUAGUCCCUCAAUUCUAUAAAUUUAUGCAAUUCCUUCAACAUUGUGCUAGUCCCUCAAUUCUAUAAAUUUAUGCAGUUCGUUCAACACUGCGCUAGUCCCUCAAUUCUAUAAAUUUAUGCAGUUCCUUCAACACUGCGCUAGUCCCUCAAUUCUAUAAAUUUAUGCAGUUCCUUCAACAUUGUGCUAGUCCCUCAAUUCUAUAAAUUUAUCUAGUUCCUUCAACACUGUGCUAGUCGCUCAAUUCUAUAAAUUUAUGCAGUUCGUUCAACACUGCGCUAGUCCCUCAAUUCUAUAAAUUUAUGCAGUUCCUUCAACACUGCGCUAGUCCCUCAAUUCUAUAAAUUUACACAGUUCCUUCAACCCUGCGCUAGUCCCUCAAUUCUAUAAAUUUAUACAGUUCCUUCAACACUGUGCUAGUCCCUCAAUUCUAUAAAUUUACACAGUUCCUUCAACCCUGCGCUAGUCCCUCAAUUCUAUAAAUUUAUACAGUUCCUUCAACACUGUGCUAGUCCCUCAAUUCUAUAAAUUUACACAGUUCCUUCAACACUGUGCUAGUCCCUCAAUUCUAUAAAUUUACACAGUUCCUUCAACACUGUGCUAGUCCCUCAAUUCUAUAAAUUUAUGCAGUUCCUUCAACAUUGUGCUAGUCCCUCAAUUCUAUAAAUUUAUCCAGUUCCUUCAACACUGUGCUAGUCCCUCAAUUCUAUAAAUUUAUCCAGUUCCUUCAACACUGUGCUAGUCCCUCAAUUCUAUAAAUUUAUGCAAUUCCUUCAACACUGUGCUAGUCCCUCAAUUCUAUAAAUUUAUGCAGUUCCUUCAACAUUGUGCUAGUCCCUCAAUUCUAUAAAUUUAUACAGUUCCUUCAACAUUGUGCUAGUCCCUCAAUUCUAUAAAUUUAUACAGUUCCUUCAACACUGUGCUAGUCCCUCAAUUCUAUAAAUUUAUGCAGUUCCUUCAACAUUGUGCUAGUCCCUCAAUUCUAUAAAUUUAUACAGUUCCUUCAACAUUGUGCUAGUCUCUCAAUUCUAUAAAUUUAUGCAGUUCCUUCAUUUUUACAGGGUUAAGUAGAAUAUUAAAAUUUAAAAAAAUAAAAAAUUUCUGUCCACUUUAAAUGGAAUUUUUUUGUUUGACAUAAUUUAUUCAAACCAUCCUAACCUCUCUCUCAUUACCAGCCCAAUCACUCUUAAUCAUAAAAUGUUGCCCCACCACAAAAUGCAGUAAUAUAUUUUUCUGAAUUUGCAACAGUUUAGAUUUUGUUUUAUAAUAAGAUGUUUAUCAAAGGGUCUCUUCAUUACAGUACUUUUAAUUUAUGUUUGCCAAAUUAACAAUUUUUUUUUGUUUUCAGGUCGACUGUCUCAUGAUAACGAAUGGAUUUCAGAAUACCCUGAUCUUGUAGCUACGGGGAUCACCCUCGUAGCUUUCAUUAUCAUUGGCAUUGGAGCCAAAGCCUCCAUUAAUUUUAACAGUGUCUUCACCAUCCUCAAUGCUUUAGUGCUGCUGUUUAUCAUCAUUGCUGGAUUCUGCUUUGCUGACACAAGCUUGUGGUCUACCAGCUCAGGGUGAAGUUUCCCUUUUUUUUUUCAUGUGUGUUAUCGAUUUGUUGGUAUUCUUCGAAGUUAAGAAGAGUAACAAUAGAUAUAAAUAACACUUUUGAGAGAUUUUGAGAUCAAACUUGAUGGAUACCAUUGACACUUAGCACAUACCGUUUUAUUUAUGAAUGUACAGACCAUUAGUGUAAAAAAAAAAGGGGAAAACUUGUGGAAAGGAACACAAAAAUUGCUUUGGCUAAAAUCUCUUCUUAGCCAUAAAACGUUGUUAUAUGUUAUUUUUUUUUUUCAAAUCUUGAAAUACAAUUCAAUUAAAAUCAAUUUUACAUUUCGUCUCUUUUAAUAUUUUGAGAAUUAAACAAAAGUUCAGACCAUUAGUGUAAAAAAAAAAGGGGAAAACUUGUGGAAAGGAACACAAAAAUUGCUUUGGCUAAAAUCUCUUCUUAGCCAUAAAACGUUGUUAUAUGUUAUUUUUUUUUUUUUCAAAUCUUGAAAUACAAUUCAAUUAAAAUCAAUUUUACAUUUCGUCUCUUUUAAUAUAUUGAGAAUUAAACAAAAGUAUGAUUGUCAAAUGUAACAAAAAAGAUUUUGAAGAUUGAAAUAAAACUUUUUUCAGCCAUGGAGGAUUUUUCCCUUUUGGAUUUGGCGGUACUAUGUCCGGGGCUGCCACCUGCUUUUUUGCUUACAUUGGUUUUGAGGGAAUAGCCAUAGCCAGUGAGGAAGCAAGAGAUCCAGAGAAAAGCAUCCCUCGAGCGACAGUCCUAGCUCUCUUCAGUGUCACAUGUCUCUAUCUGUUGGCAACUUCUAGCUUGACCCUUAUGGUGCCAUAUUAUGACACCAAUACAUCAGGUCAGCUUUUAAGACAGAAAAGAAAAUCAUUCAAAUUUUUUAUAGCUGUCCUUGAAAUGUUGCACAUGAUAUCUAAAAAUAGUUCAUAGCUUGGUCAAAUGAAAAAAUGUUACAAUUAAAUUUAUUACUGGUAAUUAUAUUUCAAAAUCAUGACAAUAAACCUGAAUUAAAUACGGUUCUUAAAUGUUUCAGUAAACAACAUUUUAAAUAAAUUUAAAGAGAUAAAUAUUUGAAAACAUAAAUCUUCCAUUUGUGAUAUCCUCAUUAUUAUUCCGUAAGGUAGAACUUUGAAAAAGAAAAAAAUUAUGUAAAUAUUUAAAUUGUUGCAAAUACCCAAAAACCAAUUGUAUCUCUCCCCAGCUGCUUUCCCAUUUGCAUUUGCUGAGGUCGGAGCACAAUGGGCGAAAUACAUUGUUGGUGUCGGAACACUCCUGGGGAUCAGCACAUCCUUAUUAGGCUCUGCCUUUUCUCUUCCCCGAUCCGUCUAUGCGAUGGCUGAAGACGGCUUGUUGUUUCAUAUCUUUGCCUACGUGCACCCAAAGACACAAGUAAUGUAUAAAAAUGAGCUCUUGAAUUUAUAUUAAAUUUUCAAAUAAGUGGUAACAUACCAAAGAAUGCGAUUACCAUCUUAUAAUCAUAAUUUGAGCACUUGUAACGUCGUAAUCAAAGAAUUAAUAAUUUUUUAAUUUUAAAAAAAAUGUUUAUCUUACAGUGCUUAUAUCAAAGUACAAAAGUGAAAUGGUAAAAUGAGAUUGUAAAAUUGUUUACAUAAGCUUGAAAAGUUGAAAAAUAAAAGAUGCUUUUACUAGCAGGGAUCAUCAUAAUCCCCAUAUUAUUAUGAAACUGCCUGUAUUGGAAUAAGAAAACGUUAAAUACCAGUUUGAGUUGAAUACCAGUUAACGUUAAAUACCACUUUUAUCAUGUGGGAAUAAUCCAGACCUGUGAGAAAUUGUAAAUAAGUCAUAAUCCACAGACCUUGUCGCCUAGUAGGUAAUGAGCCUCUUGGUCGAGGUAAUAUUACAGUUCAUAUGGUCACAGAAUAAAAAGUUUGAUAUCAUCAAUGAGAAUCGUUGUUAUAUUUGCAGACUCCAAUCUUUGCUGUGAUUGUGUUUGGUGCCAUCUCAGCUCUCAUGGCCCUCCUCUUUGAGAUCACGACUUUGGUUGAGUUCAUCAGUAUCGGAACACUUUUUGGCUACACCAUUGUUGCCGCCAGCAUCAUCAUACUCCGCUAUCAGCCUGUCAAUAAAUGCCAGUUUAAGGUGUGUGUGUUGGCAAAGGACAGUUGAGACCAUUAGAGGAAGCAAAAUAUAUCUCUUCACAAUAGUUACAUAUGAAUCAGUUUUAAAAAAAAAUUAAGAUUUAAAUAGACAUUACUAGACCUUUUGCGAAUUAAAAAAAAAAAAAAAAAAUUAUAUUAAUAUUUAAUUCCUUUAAAUUUAGUCAUAACUAGAAUUUAGCUGAAUAAUGAUUUUUUUUUUUUUUUUUAAAAAGUCUAAAAUUUUUCUAAGCAAAAAAAAAUCAAAACAUUUACAUUAAAAUUUAAGAAAAACUAACAUCCAUGUUCACUUUUUAUUGCUAAUGACUUUACCUUAUUAAUUUCUGGGUACAUAAGCAUCAUCAAAAGUAUUAUAAUAAUUUGGGCAUGCUGCUUACAGUGAGAUGCGGAUGGUAUGGUAAUGGUAUUUGUUAUCUUCCCAACUUAGCUCAAGCCUGAUGGUCAACAAGAAGUGUCUGGUGUUACGGACAGCUCAAUGGUCACUGUGAGCGAGACAACUCCAUUAUCUAAAUCUGAUCCCACAACGCCUGUUAAAGUAAGAUUUUCUUGUUGAAAAUUUCAGUUUUGAUCCUUUCAAAAAGCAUGUUGCAUAUUAUGUUAACAAGUUAACGUCCUCAUUGAUCUGAAGUCAACAUGUUUCCGUGGGGCGACUCUUAACAAAAAAAGAAGUUUACAAAUUAAAAAGCUCUUACUUGCAACAAAUUAAAAAGCUCUUACUUGCAUAUGGCACGUGGAGCUGUGCUAUAAUGAUAGGAAGAUUGUUUUAGAAUAACCAUGGUUGGACACCAGAGGCUACAGGUUGUUGUCAUUUUUUGUUGUUGUGUGUGCGGUUGGGGGGGGAUUACAUUUACCAAUGACCACUAAAGCUAAAGCACAUCAUCCAUUUUGUAGAUAAAUCUUUUAUAUCAUUUUUGAAAAUUUAAUUAGCAAACAGAUAAAAGUGGAAUGUUGCCCAAGUCAAAAAGUCAUGAUGACUUUGGUCGCUUAAGACAGAAUUUGCGGGAGGUCCCAAUACUGCGCCGCUUUGAACCUGGUGACGGUGUGAAGAGCGCAGUUGUUUUGAUGGGACUUUUCAUGGUUGGACUUUGGCUUGUUGUCAUAGAAGGGGCAGAGUAUUUAAGGGUGAGUAAAAUAAUGUUUAUAUUGCUCUGAAAACUAUCAAGAUGUUUAAAAUUCAUCUUUCAUUAUUAAUGCAUUAUUUUGUCUCCUUUAGCUUAUUUCAUUAGUUCCAUAAUGCAGACACUGUAUUUAUUCUAGACACUGUAUUUAUUCUCUGGAAUUUGUAGCUUCAAAUAUAGUUUCAUAUAAUCACUAAUUUCAUGAAAAAAAUAAAAUAGAUAAUAAUGUAUAUAAGGAAAUAAAUUAGAAGAUUAUCACAACCGUUGACCAGUUGUCUUCUUCUCUUUCAUAGAUGAAAAAUUAAAUACCUUGAUUAAAUCUCUAAUUAAAAUAAAGACUAACAAAGAGUUAAUAUUUGUUUAAAGUUUCAAGCACUUAAAUUUAAAACUGUUGAAUAAACACCCCCCACUCCCNCCCCCCCACUUUUUUUUUUUACUACAGGUGGCAACAUGGUGGGCUGUAGUGCUUGUUGUCCUCUUCAGUAUUCUUAUUGUUAUCUUUUACUUGGUCAUUGUUGCACAUGAAAAAAAUGAUGCUUUUCUGACUUUCCAAGUAAGUUUUUAAAAAUUUAAUAAUAAAUUCCUUGUAUUAUUAUACUUCUUAAAAAUUAUAAUUUUAAAAAAAUCUAACAGAGCAGAGCCGUUCUAAGGAGUUUGGGGGCCCUAAGCAUGGAGCGUAGGUUGGGGGCCCGGAAGGAGGGGUCCGAUCGCUAUUUAUACUUUCCCAUUCCCACGGCCAAGCCCCCGAUUUCCUGUCUGCCAUCCCCAAAGCUCACACUUGCUGCUUUGCUUCCCCUGCCUCCGAAUUCAACUCAGAAUGAUAAAUUUCAGGAUGAGGAAGGUAACGUGAGUGACACAGACGGCUGCAGUGAUAGUUAAAAAAAAAAACGGGGGAUCAAGGGUGCCUCACGGGGGCCCCCUCACGUUUGGGCAUUACGCGGAUGCGUAGUCAGCAUAUGCCUAAGAACGGGCCUGAUCAGAGCAGUAACUCCCUCCACUUUAAAAAAAAAAAGAGAAAACACCCACUAACCAAGAAUUAACUUGUCAAGCAUUUCACUGAAGCAAAACAUUUUGUAAAAAAAAGUUCAACUUUUUUUUUUUAACCUCUUAACCAACAGAUACCAUUUGUACCAUUGCUGCCGUCACUGAGUAUGUUAAUAAACAUUGCCCUAAUGCUGUCACUGACAAGACUGACCUGGCUUCGGUUGGUUAUCUGGAUCACUGUGGGUAAGUCACUUUUAAUUGAAAAGGUAAACUCUGAAAUCAAUCCUGUAGAUUGAGUUCCGAAGGUGUUAUGACACUGACAUGAUGAAGAGUCUGACAACUCCAGCGACGUAGAACCCAUAAAGUGUAUAGCAAAACACAAAGCUGGUUAUCUACUGCGUCCUGGUCUGUUUCCAGCCCUCACUAAGUCUUGCCGUUGCUUCAAAUAGGGAAGGACGAGAGAGUGGGGUUGACAAAGUGAACUACUCUCACUCACUUUAAACAAAAUACAGCUCAAGUCAAGGACACUAAACAAGUAGAUCAUUGUCUUGGACAUCUUUGUGUGCAAAGAGGGACAAACACUAAUUGAGUGUUUAAAUGAGGGUUUAAGUUUUAUUUAAGACCUUAUGUGCCAGUACUUUUUAUAUAUUCAAGGUAUAGCGAAUGUAAUUUCAUUAGUAGUCCUUGUUUCCUUAUUAAGUUCUUUUCUAUAAUACCAGUGUAGGAAAAAAAGUAUUUCUUGCCCACAUUAUUGCUAGAUGAGUAGCCUACCUUGUUUUCAGUGGAAUAGUCAGAUUUUUAUAUUUUAAAAAGAUAUACUCCUCAUCUUCUAACAAAAAAAUGUUCUCUCUAAAUCUUAAAUUUGUAUAUGGUGACAAGCUGCUGUUCUGUAUUGGUUAGACUACAACUAGUUAUAAAAAUACUUAACUAAUGAUACAGCAUAGCUGUACAAAGUGAAUGUUUGGCGCUCAAAUGUUAUAAAGAUAUAACAUUAAUUAUUUCUACAGAAAAAGGAGUAUUAUCCUCUAAAAAGGUACACAUGGCAUUUCUAUUUGAAUGUGUCAUAUGUACAUUAGAAGAAAACAAAAACUUCCCUUCUGAAGAACUUAUAGGUUGCACAUACACUUUUGAUUUAAAAUUUCUUUCAAAUAAUUAUAAAAAUUUGGUAAAACUAAUCUGGAAUAACGAACAAUUCAGUGUGAAUAAGCCAAUUUUAAUGGCAAAUAGGAUUACCAGUUUUAAGGUACCUCAAGUUUGUAAUCUUAUUAGGCAUUAGUAAAUAUUCAUGUAUAAAUUUAUAUAUGUUUUUAAUUCUCAGGUUUACUUGUAUAUUUUGUGUACGGCAUUCACUACAGUAGAGAGAACAAAAAAAUCCAAGGUUAUGGACCCAUGGUAGAGUACAAAGGGGAUGCAACAAUACCUGAAAGUUCAAUUUCUGGGAUGAAAGAAGAAGUUAAGGAAUUACAGCCAGCUAGGAAGGAAGAAGGAUUAUAUCAGUAAGAUUGUGGACAAACUAGAAAUUUUUUAAAAAGUUACUGAAAUUUUCUUUUUUUGCAAAGAUAAAUAAAAGUUUGAUAAAAACUUCAAACAAAGCUGAAUACAUGUAGGCCUACUACAGUUAUCACAUGACAUUAAUCCAAAGUCCACUUAAGUCAUUAAUUUCAAUUGAUAGUAAUCUCACAAAGGCAAAUUGGUUAUUUAAUUUGUAUAUUUCUUAAGUAAAUAUGAAAAUUAUUUUGGAAAAUGUGCUGGUGAUUACUUACUAUUUCUUCUUCUAUAUCUUAAGGGCCCACGAUCAAUUUAUUGAUCAUUUUGGCGCCUAUGCAUGUAGAUGGGAUUUGCAAUGUUUCUGUUACUGGUGUUGAUGAGGAAAUCAUGCACUAGGGGUUUGAAGGCUUGAGGCAAUAGACAAUAUUUACUUGAGGCAAUAUUUACUUAAGUUAGCAUGAAAAAAUCUUGAAAAGAGCUUAUUCAUUGUCAUUCAUGAACCAAUUAUAAUUUUAAGUCAUACUUUAGUAAGAUUUUUAUAUCACAAGCAUUGAAAUUGAAUCAUUUUUGUCCAAUGCAUCAUAAAUUGCUCUUCUUAUGUGUUUUUGCUUGAUUUAGAUUAUGUUAUAAUUCUUAUACAUUUUUACCAAAAAUUAUAUUGAUAAAUUUUGGUUCAAAGAAAGAAUAAUUUGAAAGAUUUUGAUGCAGAACUUAUUUCCUAACAACACCUGGGCCAUUCAAAAUCAAUACACCUUGUGCCCAAUAAUUUUCAACAGUAAAAUUAAAAUUUUUGGCACUAAUCAACAUUUGAACUAAGGAAUCCCACUUUAAGUUAAUUAUUUGUUUUAUCAAAAUGUUCAUUUCCCUGUUUUAGUUUUUACUGUUAAAAACAUUUUAGAAAAGAAACAAAAAUCUUUAUGGUUGAAAAGAAGUUUGAAAACAGUUUCUUGAUGUAUCCAAAUUUUAAAUUUUAUAUUUUAUAUACCGUAUUCAAAUCUACUAAUGCUCAUUUCUGAAAAUAAUUAAUAGUUUUAAUAGGGGUGAUCAUCAAAAAAACCCAACUAUAAAUUAUUUAAUUUUACAACACGUAAGUCAGUGUUUAUCUGCAGCUGGAGGCAUAAAUGAAACUGCUGUACUUAAACUUAUCAUUUGUUAACCAGACAGUCUGAAUUCUGAAACCCUGGGCAGACUGUUCAAACACACAGUAUUGAAAAUCAAAAUAUUUUGUUAACACUUUUUAUUGCUCAAACAUUUUCCAUAAAGCCAAAGUUUCUUAAAAUGAAGUCUGAGUACUAUCCAAUGGCACAAAAUAAUACCACAUUCAAUGAAUAGGAUGGAAGAUGUUUAUCUCUUGCAAAUAUGCUCAUCUAGCAUAGCACAAUUUAUAUGUAGUAUUUUGCAAAUGUUUUUUUUUUGCUAACACAAACAUUAUUUGUUUCCUGUACACAGAUAGAGCUUUUAAAAUUCAUAUUUCAUUGAUCAACACAUCUAAAAAUAAUAUUUACCUUUCACUGUUGUCUAUUUUUUGUGAGUUGAAAAUAAAUGUACAGCUUUUUUAUUAAUAUAUUUCAAUAUCAGUGACCAGUUUUAAUAAUUAUUUCUAAGUAAGAUAUAACAUUUAACUUAACUUUGAACCUUUCCAGGAAACUCCCCUUUUCCUGGAUUUCUUGGGUUUUAAAUGUUAUGUUUAAAAUACAUCACUUAGAAACAUGGUAAAACUUCCUAAAUUAAAAAAAAAAAAAUUGAUGUUUGGACAGAAUUUUCAAGAUAUGAAAUUAAUAGUCAUUAAAAUUUAAAAAAUACAUGAGCAAGAUUCAUUUUUUUUAAUUUUAAAAUUGAUUUUUUUUUUUUGAAAGGACUUCUUUAAAAUAAUGGAUCUAUUGUUAAAUUUAAAAUUGAUCAACAUGAAUCAGAUUAUGUAGAAACUCUGUUGGUUAUUGCUGGUAAAUUUAUUAUUUUUUUAAUCAACAAAAACAUUUAGGCAAUAUUGUAUUGACUGUGUGAUCUGCCUUUGUGAAAAAUAUGUGCAUAAAAUUUGUGACAGAUAUAUAUUUUUGUGUAUUUUUCUGUGAUAUUUACAACAUUUUUUUCUUGUGAUUUUACCCAACAAAAUGUGUUCAUUAAGUUAUGGUCAUUUUUGUGCUGAGACCUGAGAUGUUUGUGUCAUUUAUAUUUACAAUGUUGCAAUAAAAAAAAAUGUGUUCUCUGUGGUCGAGGAUUUUUGUUGUUGCUGGUUUAUCUUUGUGGACUCUUAGUUAAUAAUUAAUAUAUUUACAUGGCUGGUGUUACGAACUGAUUCUGCCCAAAGGUUCGAUGGCUUCGUUGUCUAGGAGUUUAAUUUAAUUAACUUUACAAACCAUUGAUUAUUAAUAUUUAAAUACAAUGUCUUUAUUAACUAGAUCUCAACUGCCAUUACUCACAAGACCACACUACUCACAACAAUACCUAUACUUUAUAUCCCCUUUUAUACAACACGUCACAAGAUACCAAGAAUAAUAGAUAAAACGACACACAUAAUCUCUACACAACACGCAAUCACAAUAU
Molecule: messenger RNA, 14185 nt
Organism: Lymnaea stagnalis (great pond snail)
Lineage: Eukaryota; Metazoa; Mollusca; Gastropoda; Lymnaeidae
Source: the annotation of a GenBank genome assembly